CACUUGUUUGGCAAUUAAUGCGUGCAUAUACUUUAACUAUAUUGGCUAAAUGUACACAAAGUGAGGAAUCAAUGGCAACUGACAAAGAAAUAAUUGCUUGGGUAAACCAAAAAUUGGAAUCUGUUGGAAAUUCAAAUCGUUUAAAAAGUUUCCAAGACCCGUCUAUUUCAAAUGCUCGUAUUUUUCUUGAUUUAAUUGAAGCGAUAAAACCAGGCACGAUUGACUAUAAUAUUGUCAAAUGUGAUGGAAAUAGUCAGAAUAAUUUGGAUAAUGCAAAAUAUGCAAUAACUGCUGGUAGAAAAAUUGGAGCAAAAAUAUAUGCAUUGCCAGAGGAUAUUGUGGAGGUAAAAUCAAAAAUGGUUAUGACGGUCUUUGCUUGUCUUAUGGCCCGUGACUUUAUGCCAAACGUUCGGGAAGUGACAAAUGGAAAUUGA
Molecule: messenger RNA, 434 nt
Organism: Meloidogyne enterolobii
Lineage: Eukaryota; Metazoa; Nematoda; Chromadorea; Rhabditida; Meloidogynidae
Source: the annotation of a GenBank genome assembly